AUGCUGCUGCUGAAAGUGCGCAAGAGCGUCGAGCACGUGGACGCACUCCUGGCCGACGUGAAGCUCAUGGCGACGCUCGAGCACGCGCGCAGUGUCCCGUUCGCGGGCAUGGCUUGGGACUCACUGACGGACUUGUGCGCCGUCUCGGAGAUUAUGGAGGGUGGAAACUUACGCGCGUUGCUGAGUGUGUGUGAAAACACCACAGGCUUUGAGCUCAGCAAGUUGACGAUCGCUCGGAACGCGGCGUACGUGCUCACCCUAGAGACCAAUCUCACAGCUAAGCGAGAAGACGACGAGAUGACGGCCGGCGUUGGCAUGUCGCGGUGGAUGGCGCUGGAGGUGGUGUGUCAUGUCAUUUCGUAUUCACACGCAAAAGGCUGCGGGGAUAUUGACUCAGACCACAAAGUCUCUGAGGUGGUCAUCAUCUAG
Messenger RNA from Phytophthora sojae, 429 nucleotides. RefSeq lists its product as hypothetical. Gene Ontology annotation, molecular function: protein kinase activity. The record is from RefSeq and is a predicted model, not a curated record. The transcript has 3 exons. The coding region runs from base 1 to 429 and encodes 142 amino acids. NCBI's taxonomy places the organism in Eukaryota, Oomycota, Peronosporomycetes, Peronosporales, Peronosporaceae.